AUCAUCAGUGUUCCCGGGGAUUCCAGUAAAGCGGAUAUCAUAAAAAAAACACGUUUCUUCUCUCUAAUGACUUAAUUGAAUAAUAUUCCUCAUCCAAAUUCCUAUAUGACUUUGUAAAACUACUCAGAGAUAGAGUACAUGGGAGCAAUAAAGCAGAGAUCCACUAUCGGUUUUACUGUAAACACGAAACAUUUUAAAACCCUUGCAAGAGUAUUACAGUUUACUGCGGGAAUAAAAAAGAAGACCGUGUAGUUCUACUAUUCCGAAUCUGUAGUCAGAAAAAUUUUAUGAUGUUUACUCCCAUUCACUUCCUUCGCAUUGAAAACUAACAAUGCAGUACAAGUUAUUUUAAUUAUUCUAGAAUGCAGAAGGCGUGAAUAAUUCUGUUUACCCAUGUCAAAGACACCGCCUUACACAUGUUAUUCGGACAAUUCACGCCAAUGAAUCAGCAAAACAUUGUAUCUUAUCAUACUUCCAAAUAAACAGUAAUUAAUUCAGCAAUCUAUACAAUCAGACUCGGCGAGAACUUUGCCCAGGUUUAUUGCACAUCACAUUUGUACCGACGUACGCCAACGCUACGUUCCGAGUCACAGACCACACUCUGGCCAGAAAACCUUGUCACUCCUAGAAAAAUAGAAAUCAGUAUAUAACACACAAAAAGAUAACAUUAGCUAUAAAAUGAGUAGUCAGUGGAAAUUUGAGAAUUUGGAUGUAACUCAGAGGAAGGGCCUCUUAAUCAUAACAAUAAAUAGACCCAACAAGAAGAACGCGUUUUCACGAAAGAUGUAUGAAGGUGUAACACAGAUUCUGAAUGAUGCAGCACAUAAUGAUGAAGUUUCAAUAGUAGCUUUUACAGGUGCAGGAGAUUACUAUAGCAGUGGAAAUGAUCUGUCAGGAUAUUCAGAUUAUGAAGGUGCCAGUACUGGAUUUAAUGCAAAGACGACAGACACUGUGAAGAAUAUGGUUACAGCAUUCAUUGAUUUCCCAAAAAUAUUGGUAGCUGUAGUGAAUGGUCCUGCCAUUGGUAUUGCAGUAACUAAGUUGGGCCUGUGUGAUGUUGUAUUUGCAUCUGAAAAGGCAACAUUUCGUACUCCAUUUACUAUCUUAGGGCUGUGUGCAGAAGGCUGCUCAACAUACACAUUUCCUCGAAUUAUGGGCACAUCGAAGGCUGGGAGUAUGCUUUAUUUCAAUUACCAGAUGGACGCGAAGGAAGCAUACACUUGUGGCUUAGUCAGUCAUUUAUUCAAAACAAAUGAUCUGCCAAAUGUACUACAGAAACUGGAAGAAGCCUCCACUCUGCCUGUCAAGUCGCUAAUGGCAAAUAAGAAACUGAUGCGGAAAUGGGAUCAAGAUGCUUUGCACAGAGCAAAUGAACUUGAAAGUCAGCAGCUAGAGGAGCGAAUAGCAUCUGAAGAUUGUGUUAAUGCGAUAAUCAAAUUUAUGCAAUCACGAAAUAAGCUCUAAAUAGUAUUUUCUGUUAAUCACAUGGCCAGAGCUGUCUUGGUACUCAAUUCUGUUACAUCACUCUGACAAUGCAUCACAUAUAAAUAUUAUACUCCAGCUACAACAAUGAUCAUGCUGUUAUCAUAAAAAUAGGACUAAAUAAGUGCCUUGUUGCAGUCUUGCCUUACAUCACUCUGAUAAUGUAUCGUGGCUAGGGUAUUCAUUAAAGGAGCAGCUUGUGACCUUUUUUUUUUU
Schistocerca cancellata (South American locust) is the source of this 1698-nucleotide messenger RNA. Its product is annotated as enoyl-CoA delta isomerase 2-like. NCBI's taxonomy places the organism in Eukaryota, Metazoa, Arthropoda, Insecta, Orthoptera, Acrididae. The transcript has 7 exons. The record is from RefSeq and is a predicted model, not a curated record. The coding region runs from base 679 to 1464 and encodes 261 amino acids.